AAACUUGGAAAAGUAGGACUGAACUGACAAUAAGAAAAUUUUGCAAUUAGCAUCUCCAAUGCACAAAAAUUGUCAUGAUGAAAUUAAGUUCUUGGUAUAUAUAUUUUGGUAAUUUUAUUGGUAUAUAACUAGAAGAUCAAAAUAAAAGAUCUGAAUGUGGUUGAAGAUCUCAAUGCGAAUUGCUCAUAAAACAAACCUUAAGCACUCUCUUUUGGUUCAUAUUGAGUCUCUUCAGCUCUGCAGUCAGGUCAACUCAUUUUGCAUCUUGGUGAACUCAUGUUUUGCUUCUUUGGUUUGCUUUAUUUACAUUAAGCUGGGUGAUUAUAUGAUUUAUAUCAUUUGGGUUCAUAUUUGUCUUGUAGGACACCAAAAAAUCAAGUUGUUUAGCAAGUAAAUUUGUGUGUUUUUUUGUUCGAAAUGUGAAAAUGCUAUAGAAAUACUUUGCAAAUUGGAGCUGAAUUAUUUCGUAUAGCAUAGAAGUAGUAUUUGCUUUAGUUUGCCUCAAUGAAUGGCUGGUUGAUACUUCAGAAAAAAAAGAAAAAAAAAAUGCUCUAAUUUGAGAAAUUAGAAAAUUCUUGGUUGUUUAAUAUACAACAGUGUUGGUGCAUAUUUUCUGAUUCUUGGCAUAUUCGUUUUUGUCAUAUGUCAGAAGUUUUUCUCGUUGUGUUGGGGCCAUUGACUGACUGCAUUAUUGGUGUGUGUGUUUGUCGACAUUGUUGUAAUCAAAAUGAGCUCUACUUUACCCAAUUUUCUUACUUUUAUCCUCUUAGCGCUCUUCGCUGCCAAGUCUCUCUGUGAUCUCUCUGCUAAUCUUCUCUCUCUCUUUCCAACAAAAAAAAAAAAAAAAAAAAAAGACAUGGCUGAAGCAUUGGUGGGUGGAGCAUUUCUCUCGGCUUCCCUUCAGGUGAUGUUUGAUCGUUUGGCUACUCGCGAGUUCAUCAACUUCUUUUCCAAACAAAAAAUGGAUGAUGGACUACUGGCCAAGCUGAAGAUAACGUUGCUGGCCCUUCAAGCAGUUCUGGAUGAUGCGGAGGACAAGCAGAUUAACAACAAACGUGUGAAAGAUUGGCUGGACGAGCUCCAACAUGUUAUCUACCAAGCUGACGACUUGCUGGAUGAGAUCGCUACCAAAGCCUUGAGGGACAAGUUAGAAGCUGAUCAUGUUCAGUCCCAGACCCAAAGCAGCACAACUCAGGUUGGUUUCAGACAAUUUUUACUUCCAAUCAAGCAAUCUCUGUUAGGGAUUGAUCCUUCCGUCUCGACUUCUGCUUAUCUAUCUGAUGAAGUGAUGGGGUCCAGGAUGAAAGAGGUCAUCCGUAAGUUGGAGUCGUUUGUUGAGCAAAAAGGUUGUCUUAAUUUGAGAGAGAAUGUUGGAAGGAAACAGUGGAACAAACUGCAAACCACAUCUUUGGUAGAUGAAUCUGAGGUCUAUGGUAGAGAUAAGGACAAAAAGAAGGUAAUUCAAUUGUUGUUGUCUGGAAAUGCAACUGAGAAUGAGAUCCCUGUGAUCCCCAUUGUAGGCAUGGGUGGGGUGGGUAAGACAACUCUUACUCAAGUUGUUUACAAUGAUGCUAGAGUGACUAAUUUUUUUGAUAUGAAAGCAUGGGUUUGUGUUUCAGAUGAAUUUGAUGUUUCUGUGAUAACAGAAAAAAUUAUUGAGGCUGUUACCACAUCAACAAAUGUCAAGAAGGACCAGAACGACCUUGAUCAACUUCAAAUCAAGUUGAAAGAAAGCCUAGCAGGGAAGAAAUUUCUUAUUGUUCUAGAUGAUGUUUGGAAUGACGAUUACAUUGCUUGGGACCUCUUGAAAAAACCUUUCAUCCCUGGAGCACAGGAAAGUAGGAUAAUUAUAACAACACGUAUGGAUAAAGUUGCAUCUGUCAUGAGCACUAUUCCUAGUUAUUGUAACUUGAAGGAAUUGUCUUCGGAAGAUUGUUGGUCAUUGUUUGCAAAGCACGCAUUUGUGAAUGGAGAUUAUUCGUCUCAUCCAGAGCUAGAGAGGAUUGGUAGAAAAAUUGUGGAGAAGUGUAAAGGCCUGCCUCUAGCGGUAAAAUCACUUGGAGGUAUCUUACGAUCUAAAAUAGAUAUCGAUGAAUGGAAGUAUGUACUAAACAGUGAGUUGUGGGCUUUGAAGGAAAGCAACAUUCUUCCAGCUCUAAUAUUGAGCUAUCAUUAUCUUCCUUCGCAAUUAAAGCGAUACUUUGCAUAUUGUUCGAUAUUUCAUAAAGAUUACAAAUUUAAGAAGGAAAAGUUAGUUAAGUUUUGGAUAGCUGAAAAUCUUGUGCAACAUGAAAAUAAUAUGUUAUUGGAAGAUGUAGGGAAUCAUUACUUUCAUGAACUACUUUCAAGGUCUUUCUUUCAGAGAUUAAGUGACACCUAUUUUGUAAUGCUAGACAAAGGCAAGGCACACAAUAUUUCUAAAAAAGUUCGUCAUUUGUCAUAUGUUCAAGGCUACUUUGAUCAGUUUAAAAAGUUCAAGGCCGUUAAUAAGGUUGAGUAUUUACGGUCGCGUUAAUAAGGUUGAGUAUUUACGGUCGUUCAUACCAUGUUCAAGAACUGAAUUGUCUCCUUCCUUUCUAGGCAAUAAGGUACUUAAUGAUAUGUUGCCAAGCCUGAGAUGCUUAAGGGUGCUGUCUUUGUCUCGA
Molecule: messenger RNA, 2645 nt
Organism: Cornus florida
Lineage: Eukaryota; Viridiplantae; Streptophyta; Magnoliopsida; Cornales; Cornaceae
Product: putative disease resistance RPP13-like protein 1
Exons: 2
Coding region: 728-2515 (595 amino acids)
Biological process (GO): defense response to other organism
Molecular function (GO): ADP binding
Source: RefSeq, a predicted model, not a curated record